This is a messenger RNA of Myotis myotis, 1223 nucleotides long. Its product is annotated as corticoliberin-like. Gene Ontology annotation, biological process: positive regulation of cortisol secretion; negative regulation of glucagon secretion; negative regulation of epinephrine secretion. NCBI's taxonomy places the organism in Eukaryota, Metazoa, Chordata, Mammalia, Chiroptera, Vespertilionidae. The transcript has 2 exons. Gene Ontology annotation, cellular component: extracellular region. The record is from RefSeq and is a predicted model, not a curated record. Bases 212 to 793 code for a protein of 193 amino acids. Gene Ontology annotation, molecular function: corticotropin-releasing hormone activity.
GCUGCGUGAUUUCUGAAGAGGAUCGACGCUAUAAAAUCCCACUCCAGGCUCUGGUGUGGAGAAACUCAGAGCCCAAGUCCGUUGAGAGACUGAAGAGAAAGAGAAGAGGGAAGAAAAAACCCACAGUGGAAACAGAAAGGAGAAAGAAAGAAAACCCCUGAAAAAGCCUGGAGACAUUAAUCUGCAGCAGCGCCCCGGAAGUGCUUCUAACAUGAGACUGCCGCUGCUCGUGUCCGCGGGCGUCCUGCUCAUGGCUCUCCUGCCCUGCCCGCCAUGCAGGGCCCUCCUCAUCCGGGGGCCUGUCCCAGGCGCCCGACAGGCCCCACAACUUCCCCAACCCCUAGAUUUCUUCCAGCCGCCGCGGCGGCGGCAGGUCCUUCCAGUUCAGCCGGUCCCACUCACCACGGGGGAAGAAUACUUCUUCCGCCAAGGUAACCUCAACGAGAGCCCCGCUGCUCCCCUCUGGUCAGCCUCCUCGCCCCUCGCCCGCCGCAGCAGCAGCCACCUUUCUCCUCACAAGGUAGCCGCCAACUUUUUCCGCGCAUUGAGGCAGCUGCGAUCGCUUCCCCAGCGCCCUCUCAAUAGCCCUGCGAGUCCCGCUGAGCGUGGUGCCGAGAGCGCCCUCAGCGGUCGCCAGGAGUCCCUGGAAAGGGAGAGGCGAUCCAGGGAAACUACCACCUCGCUGGAUCUCACCUUCCACAUCCUCAGAGAAGUCUUGAAAAUGGCCAACGCGGAGAAGUUAGCACAGCAAGCUGAAAGCAACAGGAAACUGAUGGAGAUUGUUGGGAAAUGAAACGGUGCGUUUGGCCAAAGCGAUUCUGCAUUUAGCGCAAAAAUAAAAAAUACAAAGUAUUCUGUACCAUAGCGUGGCUCUGAUACCAUUUGUUUAUUUUUAUAUAGCUUGAAACGUAGAGGAUAUAUAACAAGAGCACCUGUUCUCUUUAAUUAGAAUGCACAAAGUGUAUUCAUGUGCAGUAAUAGCAACAAAAUAGUAUUUGUAUUGUCUACUUUUAGUUUCCAUUUCCAGGUGUCUUUAAUGGUGAUUAAAAGAGUAUAGACCCAGGAGGAAAUGUUUUGAAGAAGCAGACAGAAAUAACCCAACUGAUUUUGCUGUGGUCUGAACCAAAGAGAAUGUCAUUCUCUUUGGUGGGUGAGAGAAAUCAUGUAAGCUCUUUGAAUCAACUUUUCCUUGUAAUUGUUUCAGUAAUAAAACAUUCUUACAA